Molecule: messenger RNA, 1380 nt
Organism: Pseudocercospora fijiensis CIRAD86
Lineage: Eukaryota; Fungi; Ascomycota; Dothideomycetes; Mycosphaerellales; Mycosphaerellaceae
Product: glycoside hydrolase family 64 protein
Exons: 1
Coding region: 1-1380 (459 amino acids)
Source: RefSeq, a predicted model, not a curated record
AUGCCACUGAUUGUCUACCCUGGCAGCAGAAUAGAAGACGUCUGGGUCAGAGAUUGCAACACAUUGAACGCGACUUCAUGGGGAAACGAAACCCUUGCAGGAAAUGCGCCUUCUAAUCACAGCAACACCACGCCCGUGACGACUCCAGGUCCAGCAACCAGGAUCUGGCCUAACAUAACAGCCUCUGACUACUCUCAAGCACCGGCAGACUAUGCCGGGGUUGAAGCUACUAGUGGAGGACGCCUGGCGAUCGACAUCGUCAACAAGUUGCCAAGCUCAGGAGGAAACGUAUAUGUAUCAGGACUGGACCCGAAUGGCAGACUUGUUAUGCUAGGGCGGGACGGUAGUUAUAAGUAUCCAUCGACGAGCUCAGGUACCCCGACUGCGAUCACCGAUCAGAUCGCGAUUCCGUUGGGCAAGUCGAAUACGACAUUAUCACUCACCCUACCCGGCUAUCUGGAGAGCUCGAGAAUAUGGAUUGUGGAUGGAACUCUGAAAUUCUACGUUGUCGCAACACCGAACGGACCAGGUCUCGUAGAGCCUGCGUCUGUCAAUGCGAAUGAUCCUAAUUCAGCAGUCAACUAUGGCUUUGCAGAAUUAUCAUGGGCCGCUGCCUACGGAUUGUACGCAGAUAUCACGGCUGUGGACUUCGUUGGUCUACCCCUUGGAAUUGAGCUUGAAGGGCAGAACGGGCAGAAGCAUACGGUGCUCGGAACUCCCGCUGAUGCAGCGCCUCGUCUGUGUAAGCUGCUUAAGGCCCAGGCGCAAAAGGACGGUCGUCGAUGGGAUGACCUUUGCGUCUACCGGAGCAGCAACAGCCAAUUGAUCAGAGUCAUCGCGCCAUCGAACCUGAUUUCGCAAAACCCGACCGCCUUUGGCGACUACUUCUCGCAAUACGUCAACCGAGUCUGGACACAUUACACAACGCACGACUUGAUCAUUAACACGCAAACGACCCCCGGCAACGUCACCUGCCGCGUAUCUGGCUCUCAGCUCAAAUGCGAUGGCGAUAAUCGCAGCUACAACAAACCCAACGCCGCCGACAUCUUUGGUUGCAACACAGGACCCUUCGCGGUUCAAACCGGAGACAACGCAGUCCAUCUCGCUGUCGUGCCCCGAUUAUGCGCUGCUUUCAAUCGCGCGACAUUUUUCUUGGCGGGAGGAAACUUGCAACCUGGACUCCCUUCCGCCAAAUACUAUACUAACCCUACUUCUGGACCUAAGAAUUGGUAUUCGAAAUUUGUGCAUGAGAUGGAAGUCGAUGGGCGGGGAUAUGCUUUUUCUUACGAUGAUGUUGCCCCGGAUUAUGGGGAUGAUCAGAGCGGAUUGGUGUCUAGUCCUAGUCCGAAGAAGUUGUCGAUUUUUGUGGGAGGUUCUUAG